Molecule: messenger RNA, 1239 nt
Organism: Rosa rugosa (rugosa rose)
Lineage: Eukaryota; Viridiplantae; Streptophyta; Magnoliopsida; Rosales; Rosaceae
Product: NDR1/HIN1-like protein 6
Exons: 1
Coding region: 204-968 (254 amino acids)
Cellular component (GO): plasma membrane
Source: RefSeq, a predicted model, not a curated record
ACCUUAUACUUAUUCCACCCUUUACAUCACCUCCACACCUUUCUCUCUUUCUCUAUAACACAAAAUACUUGGUCUCUCUCUCUCUCUCUCUUUCUGAGCCAAGACAGCUUUAUCUACUCUCUAAUUCCUCAUUUUCUCUCCCACAAAAAUAUCAAACACCCUUUCAAUUCUUUCUUUCUUUCUUUCUUAGCGCUCACUCCACCAUGACAGAUAGAGUCUACCCAUCUGCCAAGCCCGCCACCAACGGCGCGGCCGCCCCAAACCCAGCCUUCCCCGCCACGAAAGCGCAGCUCUACAGCAACGCGCGCCCUGCCUACCGCCCUCAACCCCACCGCCACCGCCGCAGCCGCAGCCGCUGCUGCUCUUGCUGCCUCUGGAUCAUUUUCCUUCUCAUCCUCCAAAUCUUCAUUGGAGCCAUAUGCGGCGCUGUUUUCUACCUCAUAUACAAGCCCCAACGCCCGACCUUCUCCGUCACCUCCCUCAAGCUCUCCACCUUCAACCUCACCUCCUCCAACCAGCUCACCUCCCGUUUUGACAUCAACGUCACCGGCCGGAACCCCAACAAGAAACUCGUCUUCUUCUACAACCCCAUCGCCAUCUCCAUCCUCUCAAAAGACGAUAUAGACGUCGGUGACGGAUCCAUACCGGCUUUCACUCACGGAAAGAAGAACACGACUCUCCUGAAGGCUAGGAUUACAAGCAGCGGCAAACCACUCGAGAGCAGUGACGUCACCACGUUGAAGGCUGAGAUGAAGAGCAAGGCUGGGUUGGGACUGAAGGUGAGGCUUGACACCAAAGUGAGAGUGAAGGUUUUCGGGGUGAAGACUCCGAAAAUCGGAAUUAGGGUUCAUUGCGAGGGGAUUAAGGUUACUUCUCUUCCUACUGCGAAAGUUGCUGCGAAGGCUUCGACUAGCAAUGCCAAGUGCAAAGUUGAUGUUAGAGUCAAGAUCUGGAAAUGGACUGUAUGAGUAUGAGGGAAACUACGUACUGAAAGAGAGGAAAGGGAAAAAGGUCUGUGAUAUAUUUUUGUUUUUUUUUUUUGAAAGAUUUGUAAUAUUCAUUUUCUUUGAUAUUCUUGUGAGUAUAUUAUGCUUUUUUCAAUGGACAGAAAGGUUUGCUGAUUGACAUCAUGAUUUUGUAUUAGGCAUAAUUAGCAAGUUGUCAAUCUGUUGAUACAUUUUCGUUUAAAAAAUUAUUUUGUACUUCGUAGUUAUUGAAAACGUUAAACAUUACUUCCUA